AGGAGAGGCGGCCGAAGUGAAGGGCGCCGCGGCUUCUCCUUGGCUGGCCCCUUCCUCCCUUUCGGGAUUCGCCCCGUCCGGCAGCUUCUCCAGGGACCGUGCUCCUUCCUGACGGCAUGGUAACCACCCUCUCGCCCUUGAGGUGGCUUCCAGAGAGGCGCUAGAGACAGCCUGCCACCGGGGACUCUGGGGUCCCAUCGAAGCUUCUUUUGCUCACCUGAAAUCUACGCCUUCUCUCUGGCCCUCCCAGCAUCCAGGAAUUGAAGAGAGGGCUGUGUUGUUGCUGUGUUGUGUGACUUGGACAAGGGGGGAAAAAACCCUCUUUCCCUGCUGCUCCUUGCAGAUGUCCCUCUGAAGCCCGGGAAAAGCCAGAAGAGAGGGCUACCCCCCCCCCCGCUUAUGAUUCCUCCACCCAGAGCAUGAGGACACAAAUGCACCCAAGCUUGGUCUGUGCCAGAGAGGAGUGAGGGUGGGUGGGAUCCAGCCUCCAAAGGGGGGAGGAAGAGGAGGAGGAGGAGGAGGAAGAGGUGGAGAACGGCCGGCCGUAAAGAGAUGCAUCUUCAUUUGCAAAGAGAAAACCCUCUGAAUUAGCUUCGCUCGACAGCUGUCCAGAGGAGCCGGCAAAAGAGAAGGGGCCGCCUUUCCAACGGAGGGGGACGAGGACUGGACGGCUGUGGGAGAGACUCAGAGGGUCCUUGCCGGACUGCAGCGGAGGACUCGGUGGCCACCCUCGGCCCUGAUCGGCCACUUGCCCACGGAGGGACCAGUUGGCCCAGCUCAGGUCUGGUUCCGGAUGCUUGGCGGUGCCCAAGACUUUGAGUGACGCUUCCCUGCCUUUCCUCCGCGGUCGCAGCACUUGGGGUUGUCCCCCCUCCCCUGCCCAGCCGACAGCACGAUGAACGAAUUAUUGGACCCGGCCUCCCAGGCGAACCUGGGUGUCGUCUCGGCCACCUGCGUCUCUAAGGUGGAGCUGCGGGUCAGCUGCAAGCACCUGCUCGACCGGGACACCCUCAACAAGUCCGACCCCUGCGUGGUCCUCCUGAUGCAGUCCCAAGGCCAGUGGAUGGAGGUGGAGCGAUCGGAGGUCAUCAAAAGCAACCUGAACCCCAUCUUUGCCAAGGUCUUCAUGGUCGACUAUUACUUCGAGGAGGUGCAGAAGCUGCGCUUUGAAGUCUAUGACAUUCAUGGCCACAGCAGCAUCGGGACCCACGACGAUGACUUCUUGGGGGGGAUGGAAUGCACCGUGGGCCAGAUCGUGGCCCAGAAACGGGUGACCAAGCCUCUGUUCCUCAAAUACGGGAAGUACGCGGGCAAGUCCACCAUUACCGUGACGUCGGAGGAGAUUUCUGGAGAUAAUGGCUUCGUGGAGCUGUUCUUCCGGGCGAAGAAGCUGGACGACAAGGAUCUCUUCAGCAAAUCAGAUCCCUUUCUGGAGAUCUACCGGAUCAAUGAUGAUGGGAGUGAACAACUGGUGCACCGCACUGAGUUUGUCAAGAACAACCUGAGUCCCGUCUGGGAGCCCUUCAAAGUUUCUCUGAAUAGUCUGUGCAGUUGCGAAGACAAGCGGAAGCUGAGGUGCAUCGUCUUCGACUACGACUCCAGAGGCAAACACGACUUCAUCGGAGAGUUUUACACAACCUUCGAGGAGAUGCAGAAAGCCCAGGGGGGUAACAAGAUCCAGUGGGACUGCAUGAACCCCAAAUACAAGCUGAAGAAGCGGAAUUACAAGAAUUCAGGCACUGUCAUUCUCCUGGACCUAAAGAUCCACAGGGUCUACUCGUUCCUCGAUUACAUCAUGGGCGGCUGCCAGAUCCACUUCACGGUGGCCAUUGACUUCACAGCCUCCAACGGAGACCCCCGGAACAGCUGCUCCCUCCAUUACAUCAACCCCUACCAACCCAACGAGUACCUGAAAGCUCUGGUGGCUGUCGGAGAGAUUUGCCAAGACUAUGACAGUGAUAAGAAAUUCUCUGCCUUAGGCUUUGGAGCCAGGAUCCCACCAAACUAUGAGGUCUCCCAUGACUUUGCCAUUAACUUCAAUCCCAGCGACGAUGAAUGCGAAGGGAUCCAGGGCGUGGUGGAGUCCUACCAGAACUGCUUGCCCAAGAUACAGCUCUAUGGGCCCACCAACGUGGCACCCAUCAUCUCCAAGGUAGCCAAACUAGCCGCUGAAGAGGAGAAAACCAAGGAAGCUUCACAAUACUUCAUCCUGCUGAUCCUGACGGAUGGCGUGGUGACCGACAUGGCCGACACGCGGGAGGCCAUUGUCCGGGCCUCGUACCUCCCCAUGUCCAUCAUCAUCGUGGGGGUGGGCAACGCGGACUUCACUGACAUGCAGAUCUUGGACGGGGACGAUGGGGUCCUGCGCUCCCCCAAGGGCGAGCCUGCCCUCCGUGACAUCGUGCAGUUUGUCCCCUUCCGUGAGUUCAAGAACGCCUCCCCGACGGCGCUGGCCAAGUGCGUGUUGGCCGAGGUCCCCAAGCAGGUGGUGGAGUAUUACAGCUACAAAGCCUUGGCACCCCGCUCCUCGAAAGGAGGCACACCAGACUCAACCUUGAACUCACCUCAGUGAGGAGACCUUCCCCUUCUGGGGCUCCGACCACAUUGUCUGUCUUCCCUUCAUUUGCCAACUUAUCCCUCCCCCCCCAUGAGAUGAUGAUGGUGAUGUGACGGAGAGAGGAAGGGGCAAAACCCAGCCAGAAAUGCAAGGCUUGGGGGUAGAAGGCGGAGGUUCCUCUCCUGGCCACUGUCGACCAGCCGGUGCCAUCCAAAAAAUGUCGACCAGCCGGGGCCCUCUCAUAUCCCUCCUCAGUGACAGGAGAGGCUGGUGUUUGGCCCGGUGGAAGCAAGCGAGUUCUCUGGGGCAUCGACCGCAAAGGGAAACCUCCCGGCAGAAUGUACAGGACGGGGAAAAGCUUUUGUGGAAAGAAGACGACAGACCGGAAAAUGUCUCAAGCCAUAAGCAGAAGAAUCCCGUUCAUGUCUUGGAGACUGAGAGAAAGAGAGAGAGGGAGGGAGGGAGGGAGGGAAGGAGAGGGAGAGGAGGAGGAGGAAGUGGAUAGACUCAGUUGCCUAGGAGGAUGGCCAGUGCAGAGAGGAAGGUGGAUCGACGAGUGCAGGAGAUGACUCGGCUGUGCCCCGGGUGUCAUUCCAGCAUGCUCUUCCCCAAGAAGGGGAAUCCAGGUGGAGGGAGACGACCUUCUGCCCCAGAAUUCCCCCUCUUGGAUAAAAAUGCUCUGCAACCAACAGCUGCCUUUGCCUCCAAAAGGCUGACUCAAUGGAAGAGAAGACAUGAAGGAAGCAAAGCGGGUGCUGGGCACGACCAGAAAGGAGAGGGGCUCCAGGUACCCCCUCCGCCCCACCCUUCUCCACCAGGCUCAGAAGCCUAGAUGUGGCUGGGGUCUGCGGACAGGCCUUUCCUGACUUUUUUGGUGGGGGGGAAGGGGGUUCUGUCCCCAACUUUGCAGAUGGAGCUCAUGCUUGUCUUGAACUGGAGAGGAUCUGAGCUG
This is a messenger RNA of Pogona vitticeps (central bearded dragon), 3509 nucleotides long. NCBI's taxonomy places the organism in Eukaryota, Metazoa, Chordata, Lepidosauria, Squamata, Agamidae. The record is from RefSeq and is a predicted model, not a curated record.